CGCAGAAGAAGGGGUUAUUCAUACCUUAUCCAUUCUCCAUCUCUCUUUUGUCCCAUCUCUUCUUCACAAGCGAUGUGCAUCGUGCCUGCUCAUCACUCGUUCAUCUUCUUUUCUCCUCUGCCCUUGUUCUAGACUUGCUUGCUUGCUUCCCUUCCCUUCCCCGUCAUCUUCUCCUGCUUUUCCCAGGGUCUCCUCAUCGACCUAUCUGAGGCUGACAGCCACAGCCUGAACUUUGAAGUCACUGUAGAACUUCCACGACCAUCCUUGCACGACGCCCAAGAACGCGUCCAGCAAGAACCUCACAGCACCCACACCGGGCAUCCUGCCACGCGUCUGCCGUCAUGGCGACGACCACCAAUGCCUCUUCAACGGGCAUCGACACCCAAGCUGACCUCAGGAAGCGGAAUGUCGCUGCUCCCAAUGGCACUUACGUGCCCAAAGAGGUGGCCGCCAAGCUGGACGAAAAGAGCAAGCAAAAGACCAACUCUCUAAUCCAGACGCUUGAUGACUACGAAUUCCUCAUCGCGCCCAUCAUCUUCACCGCCCUGUCCUUCUUCACCCGCAUGUGGAAGAUUGGCCUCUCGAACAUUGUCACCUGGGACGAAGCGCAUUUCGGCAAGUUUGGCUCACACUACCUCAAACGCGAGUUCUACUUCGAUGUGCACCCUCCGCUCGGAAAGAUGCUGGUCGGGCUGUCUGGAUAUCUCGCGGGCUACAACGGGUCUUUUGAAUUCAAGAGCGGCGAGACGUACCCGGAGGAGUUGGACUAUACCUUCAUGCGCGUGUUCAAUGCGGCAUUCGGCGCACUCUGCAUUCCUCUGGCAUACUUGACGGCGAAAGAGCUGCACUUUAAACGGCCCACCGUCUGGCUGGUGACAAUGAUGGUGCUGUUCGAGAACAGCUACACGACCAUCAGCAGAUUCAUCCUGCUGGACAGCAUGCUUCUGUUUUUCACCUUCACUACCAUUUUCACCUGGGCCAAGUUUCACAACCAGCGUCAUGACCCAUUCUCGGUGGGUUGGGCUUUCUGGAUGACCAUGACUGGUCUAUCCAUCGGCUGCGUAUGCAGUGUGAAAUGGGUCGGCAUGUUUGGCACUGCUUUGGUUGGCCUCUACACCAUUGAAGAUCUCUGGAACAAGUUUGGCGACCUCAAGAUGCCAAAGGUCGAGCUCGCAGCACAUGUCGGCUUCCGCAUCUUCGGUCUCAUCGUCAUUCCAAUGAUUGUCUACAUGUUUUCGUUUUACCUGCACUUCCUGGUCCUCGAGAACAGUGGCCCAGGUGAUGCACAGAUGUCGUCUCUUUUCCAGGCAAACCUCAAGGGAACUGAAGUGGGAAAGGACUGCCCACUUGAAGUUGCAAUUGGUUCGCGAGUUACUCUCAAGAACAUGGGCUACGGUGGCGGUCUCCUACAUUCUCACGUCCAGACGUACCCUGAAGGAUCUAACCAGCAACAAAUCACCUGCUACCAUCACAAGGAUGCCAACAAUGACUGGUUCUUUUACCCUAAUCGUAAUGAGCCAGAUUUCGACCCAGAAGCCGAGCUCAAAUUUGUGGGUGACAAGGCUGAAAUUCGUCUUAUACAUGCUCAAACUGGCCGUAACCUCCACUCUCACCAAGUCGCUGCCCCAGUCACUAAGGCGGACUACGAAGUCUCUUGCUACGGCAACGUGACUGUUGGCGACACCAAGGAUCACUGGAUCGUCGAGGUCGUGAACGAUGCCGCCUCAUACGACUACUCCAAGAUUCGUACCUUGACCACCGCGUUCCGCCUGAAGCACAGAGACCUAGGCUGCUAUCUUCGCGCGGGCAACGUCAACCUGCCACAGUGGGGCUUUAAGCAAAUCGAGACCACUUGUGUCAAAGAGAACAAGCCCCGCGACCCGUAUACGCAUUGGAACGUGGAGUCGCACGUCAACGAGAGGCUCCCCGCCAGCCAACCCGGUUCCUACAAGUCUCCUUUCUUCCGUGACUUUGUACACCUGAACGUCGCUAUGAUGACGUCGAACAACGCACUUGUGCCUGAUCCAGACAAGCAGGACGACCUUGCAUCUGCGCCAUGGCAGUGGCCUCUUCUCAACGUCGGUCUACGCAUGUGUGGGUGGGACGAUCACAUCGUCAAGUACUACUUGCUUGGCAACCCAUUCGUCUACUGGGCUUCCACAGCCUCUCUCUUCUUUUUUAUUGGUCUUUUUGGAUGGUACGCCAUUCGCUGGCAGCGUGGCUACGACGAACUUACGUGGGCCGAUCUCGACCACUUCCAGUACGCGGGCAUAUAUCCCGUCAUCGGCUGGUUCCUGCACUACUUGCCAUUCAUUGCCAUGGCUCGUGUCACAUAUGUGCACCACUACUACCCGGCACUCUACUUUGCCAUUCUAUGCUUUGGGUUCUGCAUAGACUGGACCACGAGGUCGUUACACAAGGGCGUGCAAUGGGGCAUCUUUGCUGGUCUGUACGCCGUUGUGUUCGGAAUGUUCUGGCUAUUCCGAGCAUUCUGCUUCGGCAUGGAGGGUUCCAACCAGCAAUGGAAGCACCUCAAGUGGCUUCCAAGUUGGAAAAUGGCCGAUUAGGUGUGGCGAUGGAGAUGUGUGUGAGAAGAGCACGGAAACGGUACGAUAUGCACGCUGAAGUGGAGGGCGAAUAAUAGAGCACGCGAGGACGACAGGGUAUUUCGUAGGCGUAACAGACAUUGCGUUGGAGUUGAGGGGACCGCAGCGCGACGGCAAAAACAGAGCAAAUGUACUCAGUAUCACCUCUCCCAGUUCUCUCAAAUACACUAAAUGAUAUAAUGU
Sphaerulina musiva SO2202 is the source of this 2789-nucleotide messenger RNA. RefSeq names its product glycosyltransferase family 39 protein. Gene Ontology annotation, cellular component: membrane; endoplasmic reticulum. The record is from RefSeq and is a predicted model, not a curated record. The coding region runs from base 342 to 2567 and encodes 741 amino acids. The transcript is spliced from 3 exons. Gene Ontology annotation, biological process: protein O-linked glycosylation via mannose. Gene Ontology annotation, molecular function: dolichyl-phosphate-mannose-protein mannosyltransferase activity. Lineage: Eukaryota; Fungi; Ascomycota; Dothideomycetes; Mycosphaerellales; Mycosphaerellaceae.